Alternaria alternata is the source of this 333-nucleotide messenger RNA. RefSeq lists its product as hypothetical. Bases 1 to 333 code for a protein of 110 amino acids. NCBI's taxonomy places the organism in Eukaryota, Fungi, Ascomycota, Dothideomycetes, Pleosporales, Pleosporaceae. The transcript is spliced from 3 exons. The record is from RefSeq and is a predicted model, not a curated record.
AUGCAGUUCACUUCCACCAUCGUUGGCGCCAUCAUGGCCUCAGUUGCCGUUGCUCAAAUUCAGCUUGAGAACGUAGCCUCAUUCGAGACCUAUGCCAACGCCGACUGUGCGCCUCCAGCCAACCAGGCCCAGAACAUCAACAGCAACACAUGCAACUUCCUGCCCCAGCAGAGCGCCCGCAUCUACUACCUGGAGAAGACACGUGCCAACUGCCGCCUUGAGUUUUACACCGCCGGCGACUGCAGUGGUACACCGACUGAUACCAUUACCACCGUCCCCAGCGGUUGCAUUGAUGUGUCGACAAAGUUCUCGUACAAGGCCAUCUGCUCUUAA